CCAGGAAUCGCGCGGCGCAAGUGAGCGUAGAGAGCCAAGGCUCGCGAUCCAACUGUCGCCGCCGCUGGCGCCGCUGCUGCAGCGCGCGCGAGCGUCAAGACCAACAUCAACGCGCGCGCACUUGGGAUCCAGUCGGCGCGCUUGACAGACCUCUGGAUCCAACAUCAUGCUGGCGUGGACGGUGCUAUUGCUAGCGGCCGGUUUGCUGGUUGACGCGGCGAAACCCGACCCUCCGGACAUCAUCACGACUGUGGGCUCGCAGAAACUGGCCACGGCAUCCGACUGCUCGAAGCCCGUCGCCUUCUCCGGCACUCAUGCCAACAUCGAGAAUGCUCGCCUCAUACUGACGGAGACGCUGCUGGACAAGGGCGUCGGCUACGCCUCCAACACGGGCAUCUUCACGACCUUCUGCCCGGGCCUGUACCAGUUCAGCUUCGCGGGCUACGGCAGCAGCGACCUGCGGCUCACCCUCAAGCGCAAGCUCAGCAAGACCGAGACUUGGCAGCCGGUCGUCAGCUCGGGCCCAUCCGGCGGCGCUAACAUCGUGCUGCUCCGCAUGGCUCUCGGUGAUCAGGUGGCCGUCUUCGUCGACUCUGGGAAAACCGACGACAGCACCACCUUCAGCGGUUACCGCAUCGCUAAGGAGUAGAGGAGGACGCAUUAGUUUUCUAUUUCUCUGGCUUUUGGAACAUCGCGGAUUGACACUGACUUUCACGGUUUCGAGAAGAAGAGGAAGGAAAAUCGCCGCUCCGCGUACGCCUAUAUUAUACACUGUGAUAGCUCGACUUCGUCUUUCCGACUGCGUCGCUGUCGUUGAGUCCGGUGGAGUUGAAUUUUUUGUCGUACCUAUGUAUAGAUUUUUUUAUCUUAUUACUGCGUGAAUUUUAUUUUUAUGUUGAAAAAUCGUUGUCGUAUUCGACGCGAGGGGGUGACUCAGUGAUAGCGACGCGAACGACUUUAUUUUCAAACUCCGGUCACUAUACCUAUACUUUAACUUUCUUCUCUGUUGUACAUAAACGACUUUCUCGCUUUUCCGUCUCUUCUAUUGUUCUCUUCUCUUAUUCUCGAACUCUACUUUCCUUUCCGACUGCUUUCACUUUCUUCUCAUUCUCCCCCUCAAUUUCUGUCUCUGAACUUUACAACUACUACUUUCCACUUAUGUCUUCGUUCUAUCGCCAAUCGUACUUCUCCGUUCCGAGACUCUACCUACCAGUAUUACAAUUUCUACUUUCAAUGGACGCCAAAUCUUGCCAAUCCACUGUUUACUUUUACGUCUGCCUGCUCAUACCCGGUCUCUUCAUUUUCAGUUUUCUGCUCGCUCUGUCUGCCUACUUUUUUCAGCCUGUUUACUCUUUACUCUGUUUUUCAUACUUUUUACUAUCGUCUAUGCUAGAAAUCUUUCUCUAUCUUAUGCUAUUUUCUUUCUUCUUCUUCGCCUUUUGAAUUUACUUCUCAAUCUGUUUCUCACUCUUGAUUUUACUUUUUGUAAGAUACUUUCCUUGUCUUUGAACAUUUCUCUCUAUACUUUCCCUAGAUCUCAGAAUUUUUCUUUUUCUGUAUAAAUACACUUUUUCAUCGAUAUUUCUUGCUGUUCUAUUAUAAGCUGUUUCUUUGUAAAUAGUUUGCUUUCGCCUAGAAAUUUAUAUCUAUAGUGCGAUGUCUUUAUUUUACGUUUUUCUCUAUAAACUACUCUGUGUGUUUUAAUUGUUCUAUCUUUAUUACUUUAUCUCGUGACUCGCUAUGUUUGGAUAACUUAUUCUCUACUUUGUGUAUUAUAUUUUCUUAAAAUUGUAAAUAUCUUUUACUUCUUUACUUGUAUUUGACUAUCUUUAAUUCUUACUGUAUCUUUACGUCUUCCAAUUUCUUUACUCUUCUCCUUUUCGUAAUUGUCUUUUCUCGAUUUUGUUUGUAUUUUCUUCGAACUCUACUCUAUUCGUUUCUUAUUCUUUCUUUACUCAACACUCAUUUCUUUCAGCCUUUUAAUUUUUGCAUACUGUCUUUGUUUUUUCUCACUUGUAAAAAUCUCAUCUUUUUCCAAAUAGCCACUUUUGUUCUUCUCCAUUUUUUACUAUGCUUGUCUAGUCCAUAAUUUCGUGUGAUUACUAUAUCUGUGUUACUUUUAAACAAACUCAAUUCAAUAUCUCUUCUUGUAUCUAGAAAACCUACUACUCUCUUGCUUUCACACUAUUUCUAUAAACUUUUUCCUUCCUUUCUAUACAUUAUUUUCUCCAACUUGGAAAUUUUCUUUUACCUCUUUCUAUUCUGUACCUAAGUAUGCUAUCACAGCACAUAAAAAUGUAAAAAAAAUAUAAAUGACAAAAAAAUCGAAAACGUAUACCUAUUCGCAAAUGUUAAAUGUAUAAGAAAGGUUUCAAUGUAGUUCUUUCUCACACACAAUUGAUGUACAAAUUUAUUCGUUGUGUUGGACACAAUCUGUAUUUUGUUCGCUCACGCUCGCAAGAGACAUUUAUUGUUAUACAAACUCACUCGUUCGAUUUGACGAAAAGCGCAAAACCGUUUAUUUACAUAUUAUACAAGCGAAAAAUGUUCAAUAAAAAGCAUUGAUAAAAAAAGUA
Nasonia vitripennis (jewel wasp) is the source of this 2576-nucleotide messenger RNA. RefSeq names its product C1q-like venom protein (gene C1q-VP). Gene Ontology annotation, molecular function: protein binding. The record is from RefSeq and is marked validated. Lineage: Eukaryota; Metazoa; Arthropoda; Insecta; Hymenoptera; Pteromalidae.